Messenger RNA from Rubroshorea leprosula, 1535 nucleotides. The record is from the annotation of a GenBank genome assembly. NCBI's taxonomy places the organism in Eukaryota, Viridiplantae, Streptophyta, Magnoliopsida, Malvales, Dipterocarpaceae.
GAUUUGAGUAUCUGGGUUUCAUAGGAAGAUCCUGUGAAAAUUUCCAGCAAUCACUACAAUGGAUCGCUGACCCAAACCCCUUUUCUACUCUAAUUAUCAUCCCCCUUCUCCACUUCCGGCCGUGGACGCGGCUAAGUUGGCGGCUUUUCCCCAGCUCCUUCCCAGUUUGAUUUUGCUCCACCCGAAUCGGAUGAGUCGGGGCAAGGCUCACCGCAGCCAACCCAAGUUGGACCUGGUCGCGGCCGUAGUAGGCUGUCUGACCAAGUUCUUCCAUCUUUUUCUUCCUUUGUUUCCCCCGUCAGGCAGUCUCAAUUUGGCAACUUACUUUCAUCCCGAAAAGGAUGUCGAUGGUUUUAAUUCCGCCAUUGAGUCAGAAGCGAAGCCGAAACCCUUUCAGUCGAGUGAAACUAAUCUCCCCUCUAGCAUACUUUCAGUUUUACCCGGAGCUGGACGAGGGAAACCUUUGAAGCAAUCUGAUCCUGCAGCUCAAGUCAAGGAAGAAAACCGUCAUCUUCGGGUCCGGCAGCAGCCUUCCAGGUCUGCAUCUGCCGCAGACCCAUCCCCAGCUCAGCCUAAGUUGAGCCAGGAAGAAGCUGUGAAGAAGACAAUGGGAAUCCUUUCGCGUGGAGGUGAUGGCGACGAUGCUGGUGGGAUGGUGAGAGCAAGACCGGAAGGGGGUAGAGGAAGGGGAAGGGGAAGGGGAAGAGGGAGGGAACGAGGGAGAGGAGAGAGACGGAUGGUAGUGGACAGAAGCAAUGUUAAGUACUCUGAGGAAGCAGACGAUCCAUAUGUCGGUGACGAAGCAGAUGAAGAAAAGUUGAUACAAGAGAUUGGACUUGAGAACGUGAACAGCAUUGUUGAUGGGUUUUUGGAUGCAAGCAGUAGGGUCGUACAUUCGCCUUUGGACGAUGCUUAUUUGGACGCCUUCCACACUAAUUGCCUGAUUGAGUGUGAGUCAGAGUUUUUGAUGGUAGAUUUUGGCACAAACCCAGAUAUUGAUGAUAAACCACCAAUUCCUCUUCAUGAUGCACUUGAGAAGGUGAAGCCCUUCCUGAUGGCAUAUGAAGGAAUUCAAAGUCAAGAAGAAUGGGAGGAAGCCGUCAAAGAAGCGAUGGAGAGGGUCCCUUUAUGGGAAAAGGUUAUUGAUCAGUACUGUGGACCUGAUAGGAUUACAGCAAAGAAACAGCCAGAGGAGCUAGAAAGAAUUGCAAAAACUAUUCCUAACAGUGCGCCAGCUUCUGUGAAGCAAUUUGCUAAUCGUGCAGUUCUUUCCCUGCAGAGCAACCCUGGUUGGGGAUUUGACAAGAAAUUCCAAUUCAUGGAUAAGCUUGCCCGAGAGGUCUCUCAAUGAUACAAUUGAAGUUGGAAGGCUUGUUUCUGAUGAUGAUGUCAUGAUUACUGAGAUCUUUUUCUGGAAUCCAUAUAUGUUGAUUCAAUAUUCAUUUGAAAAAUAAUCUUAUAUGCAAAAUGUUUUUCCAAAAAAUAUUGGAGUUGUGCCCCAUAAUUGACUGUUGGAAUAAACUCCUUGAGCAGGU